Messenger RNA from Hibiscus syriacus, 1449 nucleotides. RefSeq lists its product as uncharacterized. Bases 372 to 989 code for a protein of 205 amino acids. The transcript is spliced from 10 exons. NCBI's taxonomy places the organism in Eukaryota, Viridiplantae, Streptophyta, Magnoliopsida, Malvales, Malvaceae. The record is from RefSeq and is a predicted model, not a curated record.
GAAAGAGUGGAGGCGUCUGUUAGCCUUUCAAUAUGUUUUUGUAGUUAGUAUUUAGAAAUUCAUAUGAAUUGUAUUGUCAACUAUAUUUCCUCUGUUUGUUGCCUGGUUUGCUCAAUUUUGAAUCAUAAAUUUUCGUUUGACAUGUGAAUUCAGAUGAGUCACACAAUAGGACAUACUCAGAGUGAGGAAGAUAUGUCGGAAAAUGCAGAGAAAAUUACUGAUUCAGACAUGACUGCGAAACCUGAAGAAACUGUUAUGGGGGGUGAAGAAAAGAAAGAGGCCAUUAAAAGUCUGCAUGAGACUUUGCUCGUCACGAACAUUUGCUGGGUUCUCUGCUAGUGCAUGCCGAAGAGCAGAAACAAGUGUACGAAAUGAUCCACCGGACUCUUCAAGAUGUGCAAUGUCAACUAGCAGUUAUAUCAUCACAGUUAGGAUUGACGUCCAAAGCACAACCUGAAAUCUAUGAAUCGGGGAAAGUGAAAAUCAAGCUAGACGAUUCAGGCACAAAGCUCCACCGGGUGUUUGACAAAAUGUCAACAUCAGUUAACACUAAAACUUCUGAUCAACUGGUUCAGAAAAAUGAGGGACUUGAUUCUUCAGUUCGUCAACCCAAUGAUUACGGGCUCUCUAUCCAUGGCGAGGAGAUGAAGGGUGAAGAAUUGCUAAACAGGACGGUGAAAUUAGCUGAUUCAGACAUGACUGCGAAACCUGAAGAAACUGUUAUGCGGGGGAAGAAAAGGAAGAUGAGUCACACAAUCCAAAAUACUCAGAUUGACGAAGAUAUGUCAGAAAAUGCAGAGAAAAUUGCUGAUUCAGACAUGACUGCGAAACCUGAAGAAACUGUUAUGGGGAAUGAAGAAAAGGAAGGCGGCAAAGACGAGGGGGCAAGAAAGUGGUACGAUGUAAAAUUUUUUCCUGGUUUAAAUUUUGACAAACAGUCGAGCUUGCUGAUACGCGAACUUCCUGAUAAAGAGCUAUUUUUUAUUUAAACGGUCGAAAUCAUCGUAUAGUGUUAGUUUACAUGACGGAGGAAGAAGCUGAUAAAGUUGAAGGUCCGUUUACUAAAUUUUAACUAAUAAAUAUAUGUGUUUAUCUAUGGUUCUUCUAGGAAAUUAAUGCAUACGUUUAUUUUAUUUUUCCAGGGCUGUCUGAAGUUGAAUAUGUGGAGACAAUGCGUUCGGAGCAUGGUUUUAUAUGGUCGGACUCAGAGCCAGAAGAUGAAUAUGGAUAUGGAUAUACUCCGUGUUAAACAUCUUUGGAGCCCACCUGGUCCAGAAGCUGCUUCUACUUGUGGAUUUGUUUUUUGAGUUUUUUUAAUUUCAGCACAACUAAGAGAUUUUGUUGUAGAUAGUUAGACAUAAGGGAAUCAAACACCAUUGAACGUUUAAACUCUUGACAUUGUUUUGAUCGGGUUUUUUUUUUUUGUAUUAUUGUUUGCACAAAGCUGAA